Molecule: messenger RNA, 2893 nt
Organism: Phasianus colchicus (ring-necked pheasant)
Lineage: Eukaryota; Metazoa; Chordata; Aves; Galliformes; Phasianidae
Source: RefSeq, a predicted model, not a curated record
GAAGCAGAAGUGUGUGCAAAGCAGCUUGGGGCUGAGGAGCUGAUGGUUCACAGCACUUCCUGUUCCUGGAGCCGCGUGUGCUCAGCUGCGCACCAGGUUGCUCCUGCCUGUGCUCUACAGCACAGAGGGCCAGGAGAUCAAGGCACAUACCCAGAAACAGAGUGAUGGAGAGGCAUUGAAUGGACUAACAGUAGACUUCAGGAGAGAUACAUGGCCAGCUCCCAAGAGAAGCAGAAACAACUUAGUGCCGGUUGCUCCACUGCUGAUCUCCGACUUCCCUUUUCUCAUCAGUGCAAAGAGACUUUUCCUCUGUAUUUUUUGAGUUGCUUUGGUGAUAGCCACUUGACCUCCCCUUCUUUUUUCCCUUCACAAUGGUGAGGUGGUUUCAUCGUGACCUGAGUGGGCUGGAAGCUGAAGCCUUACUGAAGGGACGAGGUGUCCAUGGAAGCUUUCUAGCCAGACCCAGUCGAAAGAAUCAAGGAGAUUUUUCCCUUUCUGUUAGGGUCGGUGAUCAGGUAACCCACAUCCGUAUCCAGAAUACUGGGGAUUUCUAUGACCUAUAUGGAGGUGAGAAGUUUGCCACACUUUCAGAACUGGUGGAGUACUACACGCAGCAGCAGGGCUCACUGCAAGACAAAGAUGGAACCAUCAUUGACUUGCGAUAUCCGCUCAACUGUUCUGAUCCCACUACAGAGAGGUGGUACCAUGGGCAUCUGUCAGGUGCUGCAGCUGAAUCACUUCUCCAGGCCAAGGCCACCCCAUGGACCUUCUUGGUGCGGGAAAGCCUCAGCAAACCUGGGGAUUUUGUCUUGUCUGUCCUGACUGACCAACCUAAACCUGGAUCUGAUGCUCCACCAGCUGGAGCAACCAGUGCCUCUGGGGCCCGUCUCAAAGUCACCCACAUCAAAAUCAUGUGUGAGAAUGGACGUUAUACAGUUGGAGGUACUGAAAAGUUUGACAGCUUGGCAGAUCUUGUGGAGCAUUUCAAGAAGACUGGGAUUGAAGAGGUGUCUGGCUCUUUUGUAUACCUGAAGCAGCCCUACUAUGCUACAAGGGUGAAUGCUGCUGACAUUGAGAAUAGAGUGCAUGAGCUGAACAAGAAGAGUUUAUCUGAGGAAACACCAAAGGCUGGAUUCUGGGAGGAAUUUGAUAGCCUGCAAAAACAGGAAGCCAAACAACUAUUUGACCGUCAUGAGGGCCAGAGACCUGAAAACAAGAGCAAGAAUCGAUACAAGAACAUCUUGCCUUUUGAUCACUCUAGAGUCAUCCUUCAAGGAAGGGACCCAAAUAUCCCUGGAUCUGACUAUAUCAAUGCCAACUAUAUAAAGAACAAUCUAAUCAGUCCAGAUGAGUGCCCCAAGACCUACAUUGCCAGCCAGGGUUGUCUGGAUACCACUGUCAAUGACUUCUGGCAAAUGGUGUGGCAGGAGAACACACAUAUUAUUGUUAUGACCACACGGGAAGUAGAAAAAGGACGGGUAAGAAGAUGUCUUGAAACUGCCCUUUUUUCCCCUUCAGUCAUAGCUGUUUUCUUUCUCUCUCCUGCCUUCUGCCUAUCUCCACUUUACCUCUUGUCCACGCAGAAUAAAUGUGUGCCCUACUGGCCAGAGGCAGGCAGCACAAAAGAAUAUGGUCCCUACCUUGUGGAGAAUGUUGGGGAGCACGACGCAUUGGAAUACAAACUCCGGCAUCUCUGUGUGUGUCCAAUAAAUGAUAGUGAGGCUGUACGUGAGAUCUGGCAGUACCAAUACCUGAGCUGGCCUGACCAUGGUGUCCCCAGUGAGCCAGGAGGAGUGCUGAGUUUCCUCGAUCAAAUAAACCAGAAGCAGGAGAGCAUUCCAGAUGCGGGGCCUAUUCUGGUGCAUUGCAGUGCUGGGAUUGGCCGCACUGGGACUAUCAUCGUCAUUGAUAUGAUAGUGGAAACAAUCUCCACCAAGGGGCUAGACUGUGACAUUGACAUCCAGAAGACCAUCCAGAUGGUGAGGGCCCAACGCUCAGGGAUGGUGCAGACAGAAGCCCAGUACAAGUUCAUCUACAUGGCCAUCUGCCAGUUCAUAGAGACAACAAAGAAAAAGCUGGAGGUUAUCCAGUCUCAGAAAAGCAAGCAAAGUGAGUCAGAGUACGGGAACAUUGCCUACCCACCUGCAGUGAAGAACAUGCAUGCAAAGGUCUCACGAAAAUCCUCCAAGCAGAAAGAGACAAUUUAUGAAAAUUUGGGUAAAAAGGAAGAGAAGGUACGGAAACAGUUGUCCUCGGAGAAGAAACAGAAAAGCUCACUGAAGAAGAAGUAAGCACAGACUGCAGGUAGCCCCAAGGGAGUUUCAACAUGGAGUACAGGAUGGGAGCUCACAUCCAUGCUGGCCAGUCUCACAUUUCUGUCUCUUGGACAGUAGGCCUUCCCCAUUUCUUCCAUGUCAUCUUUCAGAACUCUGAACCAGGCUGCUUUCUAGCUAGCUGACCAACUUCAGUGUCCCUUGCCUGUACAAGCCUGUGACAACUCCCACCGCCCUUCAUCAUUAAUUAACAGGAAAAAUCACACCCCUUCUUUCCCUUGAUCCUUGUGCACUGGCACCCAAACUCACUGCUGCUUCAGCAGUUCCUCUUUUUGAGGAGUUAAGGAAGAGCUUUACAGGAACCACAUCUCUAUCUGUUCCUUUGAGUUUAGCCUGUUUCGCAUUCCCUGAGAAAUACUCUUUUAAAAUCUGGCAUUUCUGGCCUAUUUCAGUUUAGCUCUUCUGUAGUUCAACAGGAAACUUCCCAUUUUCUUUAUCCUGUCCCUCUACACAAUAAUCUUUUCAAUCUUACAACUGAAUGCUGUAAAUAUGCCAGACUUUGGUGUGACAGUCAUUUUAUCUUCUGUUUGUAAAUAAACGUGUACUUGUUUGAAUGCUGA